Messenger RNA from Loxodonta africana (African savanna elephant), 16103 nucleotides. It is a transcript of the gene VPS54, whose product is annotated as VPS54 subunit of GARP complex. Gene Ontology annotation, biological process: retrograde transport, endosome to Golgi; Golgi to vacuole transport. Gene Ontology annotation, molecular function: syntaxin binding. The record is from RefSeq and is a predicted model, not a curated record. Lineage: Eukaryota; Metazoa; Chordata; Mammalia; Proboscidea; Elephantidae. The coding region runs from base 11894 to 14827 and encodes 977 amino acids. The transcript has 23 exons. Gene Ontology annotation, cellular component: GARP complex.
CCGGCCCCCCUCGGUCUCCCCGGGCUUCGCGGCCCACCCUCACCCCGACCUACUGCGGAAAGAGAACCGAGACCCCACCCCCUCUGUCUCCUCCUCCCGGGCCCGAAGCGGCCAGAGUUUCGGUCACAAGUGACGGGCGCCGAAGCUUCCAUUCUCCCCUCCGCCCCUGCUCUGCCUUUUCACCGCGGUCCGGGAGAUGCGGCCGGCAGCUGGGCUCCCAGCCCUGUCGGCGGCCGCUCUCGCCCCCAUUGCCCCUCUCUGGGAUCUGGGAUCUGGAACUUCCACCAUCCCCCUUAGCUGCUGCCCCCAAACUUUCCCAUUCUUUUUCCACCUGGGCCCUUAGCUCUCUUUUGAUUCUAGUGCCAUAAUUUCAAUUUUAUUUUUUCGCCUUGGGGAAGGCAAACCCAAAGAAUGAUUCAGUGUUCUGAUAUUUUGGAGUUUAGGUUCACGCAGUAAUUUGUUCAAUAAUUAAUUUUCUUUUCCUGUUCCUUCCAUCUCUGCAUACGUACAAAAGUAGGCCUCUCCUGCUCUCCCGUCGUUGACAGGAGAACUUUUGCCUGCCCAUUAUAAUUAGCCACUUGGUCUGUCCAUGUGGUAAGUUUCAGGGAUAGUAAUUUUAGGAAUUUGGCUGACCCGGGUUGCAAAAUAAAAAAAAAAUACAUUUUUUAAAAUUAGUUUUAUCUUUAGUCUUUAUGAAGGCUCUUCUUUUGAAGAAUUAAUUUUUUUCUUCUUCUUUUUUUGAAUUGGCUCUGCUUCUGAUUUGUCAAAUCCAGGACAAUGUUAAUAGUAAAUGCUUACAACGCAAGUGAUGUCAUGAUCAUUGUAGUAUCCUGAGAAAAUGUGUUACUGCGAUAACUUAAAUUGCAGAUUUUGGUGGACAUUCAGGGUGACACUUGUAAAUGCGGGGGGAGGGGGAGUUUUAUUUGGAAAAGUACCUGGAGAUCCCUAAUGAUUCGUAAGCAGUUAUGAUGGAACAGAUGGAAUGAUGGGAUUUUUUGUUUGACUGUAUUUCUGUUGCAGUGAGAGUCUGAUUUCCUAGAAAUGAGUUAUUGAUAGCUCAUAGUGAUCAUGAUUGCCCAUGAUAGGUUUUGGUAAAAAUGGUAUGUGCAAAUUUUGGAUGAUUGAUAGUUGUGGUUUGAGGGAUUAGAUGUUUGCAGUGUUAUCGUGAUUUGGCUAUUUUUAAAUUAUGUUCUGGUAACUUCAGAAUUAUUACACUACCAGUCUGAGAGACGUUACAGUCUGAGGUUCACUUUUAAAAUUAAUAAAAAAUGUUUUAAUGGCUUUCUUUAUAAACAGUGCAUCAAAACAAAACUGUCCAUGUUUUUUUGUUGUUGAUACUCAUAUAUCUUGUCCUUGUAGAGAUAUUGUUACUAUAGAGUUUGGUUUUCUGAAAUGUUUUCCAUUGCAUUCAAAAUUAUGACUGGUAAAAUUACACAAAGUUUCCCAGGAAAAAAAUCAUUAAAUUUACAUAUGUUUAUGUAUUCUGGAAAUGUUAACAAUUUAUUUCUGGAUAGGUCAUUUAAGUGUUUAUGUCAGAAUUAAUAAAAUCUUAUACAGCUCAUGAAAUGGCAAACUUGGCUUUUUCUACCAAUUAAAAAAAAAGAAAGAAAAAACCAAACUCACUGCCUUCGAGUCGAUUCCAACUCCUGUGACCCCGUGGAGUUUCCAAGGCUGUCCAUCCUUACCUGAGCAGACUGCUGCAUCUUUCUCCACUGGUGGCUGGUGGUUUCAAACCGCUGACCUGUGUGUCAGCAGUCAGUGCUUUCACCAGGGCUUCUUCGCUACCAGUAAAUGAUUGAAAUUCCUAUUUCCUGCUCAGAUUUUUUUAACAGCAUUAUUGAGGUAUAAUUCAUAUACCAUAAAUUUCACCCAUUAAAGUGUACAAUCAAAGGUUUUUAGUAUAUUUACAGAGUUGUGCAACAUCAGUGUAGUUUAAUUUUAGAACAUUUUCAUCAUCCUGGAAAGAAGCCAUGAGCAGUUACCCCCCUUUCUCCCCACCCCACCCUUAGCCCUAGGCAACUACUGCUUUCUGUCUCUAUAUAUUUGACUUUUGUGGGCAUCUCAUAUACGUAGAGUCAGCUCAUAGCUGCUUUUUUUUUUUUUUUUUGACAGAGCGUUAGGUGGAAGUUUAGAGAGCAAAUCAGAUUCCCAUUGGAUAGUUUGUAUGUAGUGUUUCAUGGCCUUGGUUCCAUUCCCUGCAGUGUGUCACCACUCUCCCCAUGUCCGCCCUGGGCUCCCCAUUUCCUUUCAUCCAGAUUUUCUACCCCUUCCCGCUUUCUCAUCUUUGGUUUUGGGCAAAUAUUGCCCUUUUCAUCUUGUGUAAUUGCUUGUUGUAAGGAGCACUUUCCUCUCUGGUGUUAUUGUUUAUUUUAUCAGCUUGUCUAUUGUUUGGCCAGAAGGUGGUCUCUGGGAAUGGCUUCAGUUCCAGGUCAAACGGGUGUCUUAGGGCCAUACUCUGGGGGGUUCCUCCAGUACUCAUAGUUCUUGAAAAGUUUUUCUUUUAAAAUUAAUUUAUAUGUUUAAAAUUUUUUAUUUGGGUUAGAGAAUAAGCCACUGAUCAUUGAUAUUAAAAGCAGUGUUAUACACAACUGACAUACCUGUUUGGUUGUAUUAAGCACAGAUUAAUAUAAAGUUUGUUAGCAUGAACAACUUCAGUGACCUCCAGAGGUAGUCAUGCCAGCUGGCAGUCAAUAAGUAAAAGUUGGAACAGUUUUUUUGCCAUUGAAUAUUAGAAUAUCAGGAUUGGAAAAGCCCUUAAAGACCCCCUGCUUACUUCCUGCUUGCCUCACAAAUAGAUGGCAACAACCAAUUGAGGAAAUCUGCAGAGUAGAAGCUUGAAUCUCUAGGAUGCAUUGCUCACCAGCCACAAUGAGGCCAUGCAGGGCAAGAAACAAGAGUUUGGAAGUGAGAAUUGUUUAGGUUCAUGUAUGUAUGUAUGUAAUUUGGUAUUUUACUAACAGAGCAUGGAAAGGACUGGACAUUUUUCCACUUUGGUGCGUGUGUGGGGGGGGACUUAUGUAUUGACAUAGAUGAAAUUCAUGUUAAAAAUCCUCUAAAAAUGCUUUAUUCUUGUUAUAAUCCAAGGGAGGAUGACAUAUUUAUUAUUUAGGUGUCUUAUUGUACCUUAAUAUUAAAACAAAAAAUCCAAAUUUUAAAAACAAAAAUAAUUUUUAAAAAAUUAUAAUUGACAGGCCAGUUGGAAGCCUUCUUUUUCAAAGAUCGGGGACCCUAUUUUGCCCUCCAAAGGGCAUUUGGCAAUGUCUGGCGACUUUUUUUUUGGCCCUGGUGGCACAGUGGUUAAGCAUUUGGCUGCUAAACAACCAAUAGGGUAGCUAUGAGUCGGGAUCAACUUGACAGCAACGAAUUUGGUUUUUAGGUUUUUUUUUUUCGGAGACGUUUUUGGUUAUCACAACUGAAGGGGUAGUGGUGCUGUUGUCAUUUAGUGGGCAGGGACCAGGGAUGUUGCACAGGAGCCCCCAGUUUCCCCUCCCCAAACAAAGAAAUGUCAGUAGUGCUGUUCUGGUAAGAGCCUGAGCUAGUGUUCCUGACCCCACCAGGUGGAAAAUACUCUCAGUGGGCACUGUUUGGUGGGUUAAAUUAAUCCUUAGAUCCUGUAGCAGCUCUCUGUCUCUAAGCUGAUUAUCCUUAAAUCUGGAAAAACUUUGUUUUCUGAAAAUGGCAGCCUUAUUUUACUGUAAUUUUCAAAUAGGUUUAUUAAGUUUUUGGAGUUGGUUAUUGAGGCAGAGGUUUUUGAAAUUGAAAUACAUAUAUAGUAAUAUCUUUUUUAUCUAGAAGUGAUUUUUUGGGGGUGGGGGAGGGUCUGGCAGCUUCAACUGCCAAGAAAAGAGAAGUAAGCUAAGUGUUUACCUACUUACAUACAUACAUGCAUGUGUGUUGUGAAUGUCCAAAAAAACCCAAAGUUUAUGGAUUAUGAAUCUCUCUUUUUUUUCUUGUAGGCCCCACUUUUGACUCUGAUUUUUUAACAAGGGUGAUUGGUAUUGAAAGAAGAAAAGAUUGGCAGUUGUGGUCACUUUUGCUGUUUACCACCUUAUGACCUUAGAUAAGUUACUCAAUCUUUCUGAGCCUCAGUUUUCUCAUCUCUAAAACAGGGAUAGUGGUAAUUCCUGUAUUACAAGAUUAUUGUGAGAAUUAAAUGAAAUAAUGUGUGUUUGGAUGCCAUAUCGAGUAUGAAACACUGUAUAAGAAUUCAGUUGGUUGUUUCAGAAGAAGAAAAUUAGAUAAGGGAUAUAGAGGCUUUCAAAGGCGGGCAGAGCAGUGACAGGUGACAGCCUCUCUAGGGAAGAGAGAGAAAUACUAUAUAUGUGCGUGCGUGUGUGUGUGUGUGUGUGUGUAUUUUGGCAAACUAGUAAAAGAACUAGUAUAUCACUGUAAUCUGAGGCUGUAGGGGCAAACUCAUUUCCCUCAGCAGUGCCUGAGGGUGUCACUAUUACAGCACAGUUAAUAACUGAUGAUUAUAAUGGUGAAACUCCUUAGUCAAGAAAAGUUUACCUUGUUUUCAAAAUAUGCUAUUUGAGAAGACAUGAAAGUAUGUAGUUGAUUUCAGAGUUUUUCAAAAGUGAUUUAGCUUUUUUCAAAAAUAAAUUGCAAUUAUCCAAAUUAAUUUCCUUGUUGCAAAUAUUUCUGUCUUUAUUUACUAUGCAUGCCUUCCUUUAUAUUUGAAGGUUUAUUCUACCAGUUGUAAUUGCUCUUCAGAUACGAGGAUUUAACUGAAGAAAUCUGAGGUUUUAAGCCUACUCACCAUUUGCAGAGUCUUAUCUGCUUCUGGAUUUUUUUCUAUUAUUUUUCAACAUCUUUUUCCUCAAAAAGAGUGGUUUUGAUUUUUCUUUUCUGUAUGUCCAGUAGUCCACAGUUGAACUGUAGCAUUUAGAGGUGAAUUAAUUAAAAUUCAUGAAAUGAAUGGGGAAAUAUGUAAUCUCAUGUAAUUUUAUUAACUGGUCAGUUUGCCUUAACAGUCAUACUUUUUUCCUUGGAUAGCUUGAGAGUACAUUAGUUGGAGACAAUAUUCACAGUAAGUCAUGUGGUGGUAUUGGUAGAUAUUUUUCAAGUAUGGUGAACUUACCAAAAUUGGAUUUUAAAAAGUGAGGGAAAUUUUUUAUGGCAAAAAUGGUGUGAAUUUGGAAAAUUUUAUAUUCAAACAGUUGGGUUUUUGACUAAAAGGAAGUUCAAGGAGUGGGUGUUUGUGUAUGCAUAUUGAGAUGAUACAUCAUGUUUUAUGAUGUUUCUCCUAUUGAGUGAGGAGAGUAAAAAUUUGAAAUCAUAAUAAUUAUGUCAAGAAAGUUCACUCCCUGGUAAUUUUUAAUGCCUUUUUUUUUUAGUUUUGGAACUUGGCUAAACUGAUGGACAGGCUGUGAAGCUAGGUUAUGAAGGGUUUUCAGACUUGAUGGACUUGAUACAUGUUGCUAUCAAAGAAUUCUUUAGGAGAAUGAUCUUAGAAAGAUGAUUCUAAAGUUGAGUAAGGUUAGGAUCAAGGACUCUUGGUAGGAGAUGCUCACAGUAAUCUAAUCUGUAAAUAAAGUCCUGAAUUAGAGUAAGGGUAGAUGGAAUGGAGAGCAAGGGGACGAUUUGUCGUGUGUUUUGGAGACAUGAUUCAUAAGACAACCCAAGUUGGUAUAGAAAUUGAAGAAUAUGGAAGGUUCAGGGAGUCAUGUUGGCUUCAGGGUUUCCAGCUCUAGAAGUUGAAUAGAUGGUGUUGCCAUUAACUAAGCUAGAGAAAGAAUAAAUUUUUGGUGUUGGAGGAGUGGGGUAAAGAUGAUGCAUACUUAGGUUAAGUUUGGAUCUGUUGAAUUUCAGAUAUCUAUGAGAUAUCAAAGUGAAGAUGGCUAGUAACCAGUUAAAAAUUUGGGCCUGGCACACUGAAAAGAGGUUAGGACUGAGAAAGAUACGGAAUCUAUCCAGUUUUCUUCAUAUCCUUUGCCAUUAUCCUUGCCUGAGUUCAGGCUGAUGGCAUCUCUUAACCUGGAUUAUUGCAAAUUUCCUCUACUAUUACUCCUCUCCAAUUCAUUCUCUGUGCUACAACCAGUGAUCUUUCUAAAAGGCAAAUCUGGUUAAAUUAUUUCUGUGACUUUCUUUUAUCCUCAGUGUGAUACCUACUUUCCUUAUUUCUUCAACAGAUUUAAAAGUUUCUUUAAGUUCUUUUCCUAAUACCUCUGUAGCCUUAGUGAUUCUGCACGGCAACCUCCACCCCCAAGCUUUUGUAUAUAUUGUUCCCUGUUCCUGGAGUGUUCUCCUCAUCACUCCCUUCCUCCCCUCCAUUUUUCUAGCUCGUUACUACUUAUUCCUCAGGUCUUGGCAAGCCUGCAUUGGCUUUUUAUUACUACUAUUACUUUUGAAAAAUUUUAGACCCAUAGAAGAGUUGAAAGAAUAAUACAGUAAGCACCCAUGCACACACAUGCACACACACUUUCCUUUUGCCAAACUCAAAAGUAGACUGGAAGGUGGAGCCACCAUAGCAGUAUAGACAAAAGCACCACGCUGUCCAUCCACAGCAAAGACUCAAAAAACUAAGUAAAACAGAGACAGAUGUCAAUCCUGGAACCCUAAGCAUUAAAUGAAGAGAAAAAGAACUCAACCAAGCACCAAAUGAAAUAAGAAACUGACAGAGAACAGAGAGUGAGGAGAGAUACAAGUGAAGGUCCUCUAACUCUCCCUGCCAUUGGACCGAUUCACCAUCUUGGACUCCUGUGGGAGAUCGGUGGGCAGGGUGUAUGGGAAAGCAGCUUCACGGAGCUCCCAGCAGGAGGCAGAGCACCUGGUAGCGAUACAUGCUUUCUCACCCCCACCCUUCUUGCCCCUGCUUGGCCUCUGCCACUUCCCAGCAGGCCGAGUGACUGCGGCCAGUAGGUGCUAGCUCCAUGCUGUACUGAUUUGCCCCGUCCACACUGGCUGGCUUCUUCAGUGCCAUUUUAUUGUUGCUGGUGUUGCUUUUUUUGGCUUCUUUUGGUUUCAUCCCUCCCUCUCACCUGCUUCCCUUCCUUUCCCUUGAACACUUGGUUCUGUGUGCCAUCUUUGCUUCUUCUUGACAGGUUGUGAAGCGCUGCUCGGCUGGGGAACUGCUUCCCCAGUCCAUGCCACCACGCUGGUGGAAUCCCCGAGGCUUUUUUUUUUUCUUGGCUUGGGAGCCCCUUCUAGCUGGGCCAUACUGCGAGGCUUGGGAGCCGCAUUCCUGGUGUUCAUAGCCGUGCUGGUGGGAUCCCUGGGGGCAUUUCUUUUUUUAUUUUCUUUUUUCCUUUUUGUCUUUCUUCAUUUCUCAGUUUCUCAUCUGUCCCUACUUACCUUCUUUUCCUGUCUCCUGAAUAUCUGGCACUAUGUGCCAUCUCUGCCCCUUAUGGCUGGGCUGCACUGCGCUGCUUGGGAGCCCCUUUCCUGGUGUGCACAGCUGUGCCAGUGGGAUCACUGGGGCCUUUUUUUCUCUUUUUCGUUUUUCCGUUCUCAAUUCCUCACCUCUCUGCUUUCCUUCUUUUCCUGUCUCCCGAAUACCAGGUGCUACAGCCAUCUCUGUCCCUUCUAGAUGGGCUGUGAUCCAAGGCCUGGGAGUCACUUCCCUGGUUGCCAGUGAGAUCCCUGGGAGCAUUUUUUUUUUUUUUUGCGUUUUUGUUGUUCUUCAUUUCCCAGUUUCUCGCCUGUCCACUCCAGCAGCAAGCUCCCUCAGCAUUUUUUGUUUGUCUGGCUCCUGUUUCUCUCUUCCCUCUUCUUUUCCAUACCCAUCUUAGCUGCACACAUCACAAUCUCCCCCUUCCCUCCUGCCUGCCUGCACUGUGCACUGAACAUCACACCCCCGAGCAGUACAGGCACGGCCUACCGGAACCUUCACUGCACUGACUCACAGCUGGCCCAUCCGAACAACCCAUUGCAGCCCUUGCCCUUCAGCUGGACCUGCCCCGCUGCACUGUAGAUAAGCAACUCUCCCUGCCCAUUGGACAAGGAGGUGAAAAGUGUUGUACCUACAGAUGAACAAACAACAAAGAAUGCACAGCCCACCUGCUCAUACAGAACCAAAUAAAACAAAAAGGCAGGGUGAAACAAGCAAAUCUACAGUCAGUAAGUGAAGAAAAUAACUACUGAGUGUCCCAAAGACAGCAGACAAUAUCAAAACAUAUUAAAAAAAAAAAAAAAAAGGACAGUAUGGUUCUAGUAGGCAUCUAAACUAAAACACCAGAUGACUUUCCAGUAGAAGAAAAGGCACUAAAACUACCUGAUAGGGAAUUCAAAUCUCUAAUAUUCAGAGCUAUCCAAGAGUUGAAGCAAAAAACAGACAAAAAUGGGGGAAAAAUAGACAAGUUCAUGGAAAAUACAAACAAGAAAUGGAAGAAUUCAGGAAAACAAUAUAGGACCAAAAUGUCAAAAUAAAUUCACAACUAGAAAUCAGACAAAAACAAUAAUUAGAAAUCUUAAAGAUAAACAACAAGAUUUCAGAAAUGGACCAUGCCAUAGAAGGUCUUAGGAGCAGGUUUGAAAUAAUGGAAGACAGGAUCAGUGAAAUUGAAGACAAACACUUGGAUACAACUUUGAGGAAAAAUCAGAAAAAAGAAUGAAGAAAAAUGAAGAAACCUUGAGAAUUAUGUGGGAUACAAUUAAAAGCAAAAAUUUGUGAGUGAUUGGCAUUCCAGGAUGGGGCGAAAAUGGAAAACACAGAGAGGAUCAUUGCAGAAUUGCUGACAGAAAACUUCCCUAAUAUCAGGAAAGAUGAAAAGCUGACCAUCCAAGAAGCUCAAUGAACCCCAUGUAGGAUAGACCCCAAAAGAUAAUCACCACGGCAUGUCAUAAUCAUACUCGCUAAAACCAAAGAAUCCUCAGAGCAGCUCAAGAAAAACGAAAAGUGACAUACAGAUGGGAAACAGUAAGACUAAGCUCUGAUUACCUGGCAGAAACCAUGCAGGCAAGGAGGCAAUGGGAUGACAUAUAUAAAACCUUGAAAGAAAAAAAUUGCCAACCAAGAAUGAUACAUCCUACAAAACUCUUAUUCAAAUAUCAUGGUGAAAUUAGAACAUUUCCAGGUAAACAGAAGUUAACGGAGUAUAUAAAAACAAAACCAAACUUAAAAGAAUUAUUAAAGGGAGUCCUUUCAUUUGAGAACAAACAACAUCUGACCACAGCCUGAAUCUAGGAUGCAACAUUGCACCAGCCAGAUACCAAUGCAGGAAAUGAACUUUCCAGGACUACUCAAAACCAAAAGAUUUACAACAGAGAACCAGAAAGGUUAAUCUGUGAAUGACAACAACAUCAGAACAAAAAAAGAGGGAAUAAACAGUAUAGGUAUAAAACUUUCUAAUGGAGAGGAAGGCAAGGCAAUACCAAGUAAUAAUAGACUGGUUCAAACCAAGGAAGAUAAGGGUAAAUUUCAAGGUAACCACAAAGGAAGCUAACAAAUCUACUCAUCAAAAUGAAGAAAAAUACAAAGGCUGCAAAGACAAAAUCUACAAAAACAAAAGAAAUGAAAAAAAAAAAAAAUCCACAAACAAAAGAAAUCCAGCACAGGAGAGUAAGAGGAACAAAGAAAAUGUCAGCACCACAGAAAAAAAGCACUACAGAAUGACAGCAAUAAACUCACCUGUCAAUAAUUACACUGAAUAUAAAUGGCCUAAAUGCACCCAUAAAGAGACAGAGUGACAGAAUGGGUUAAAAAAUAGGAUCCAUCAAUAUGCUGUCUACAAGAGACUCACCUCAGAAACAAGGCAUAAGUUUAUUAAAAAUCAAAGGAUGGAAAAAAAUAUAUCAAGCAAACAGCUACCAAAAAAGAGCCAGAGUGGCAGUACUAAUCUCUGAUAAAAUAAACUUUAGAACAAAAUCAACCAUAAAAGACAAAGAAGGGCACUAUGUAAUGAUUAAAGGGACGAUCCAUCAUGAAGGAUAAAGGAUAAGGUGAAACAUUUAUGUAGAGGAUGACCCAUGAACUUUAAGAUGUCUGAUAUUUAAGUUUUCAUUGCUUAUUAUGUUGUUUCUACUUAAACCCGACACCUGUACUUCUCACCCCGUUGCCCUCAUUCACCAUUAGUAUCCCCCCAAACCUCAGUUAAAGUCUUGUAUAAUUAAAAAAAAAAAAAAAAAGAGUAGACAGAAGACAUCGUGAUACUUCACCCCUAAAUACUUAAGCCUGCAUCUCCUAAUUACAGGAACAUUCUUCUACACAGCCAUGAUACCAUUACACAGCUAAGACUAUCAGCAUUUACUCAAUAACAUUAUUCAACACACUUAAAUUUCCCCGAUUGUUCCAAAAAUCUUUAUAGCUUUUUCUCCCUCUACUGUAGGAGUCUGUAGUGUUUUUACUGGCUAAUUUUUGGAAGUAGAUCACGAGGCCUUCCUUUCUAGUCUGUAAGCUCCACUGAAACCUGUCCACCGUGGGUAACCCUGCUGGUGCUAACCCAGUGGCAUAGCUUCCAGCAUCAUAGCAACACACAAGCUACCUCAGCGUGACAAACUGACAUACUAGCAGUCAUGAAGAUAACACAGGACCAGGCAACAUUUUAUUCAUUUACCCAUAAGGUCACCAUGAGUUGAAGCUGACUCGGUGACAACUAACAACAGUAAUACAGAAUUCGAUCAAGGUUUAUGCAUUGCAUUUGACUGGUAUGCCUCUUUAGUCUCUCCCAAUCUGGACUAGUUCAACUGCCUUCCUCUCUUCUUUAGGUUCUUUCUUUGAAGUAGAGGCCAUUUGUGCUGGACUGUGUUCCAAGUCCUGAAUUGUCUGUUUUCUCACAGUUAGAUUCUAGUCAAACAUUUCUGGCAAGAACACCACACAUAUCUACUACUGUAUUACAUCAGAGGUGCAUACUGUUAGGCCGUCCCUCUCUUUGUGAUACAAGCUUGUCCGCUUGGUUAAGGUGGUGAUUGACAGAUCUCUCCUCUAUUUAGUUAAUAAAUAAUUGAUAGAGUGAUACUUUGUGGCCACGUAAAUAUCCUUUGCCCUUACAACCUUUCAGCCAAUGGUUUUAACAUCUAUUAAUUCCUUGCUUGAAUCAGUUAUUACAUUGGGGGAUUACAAAUGAUGACUUUGUAAUUCUUUCAUUCCUUCUACAUUUAUUAUCUUCAUUGACUUUUGAGGGCAGUGAGGUCAGGUUAGAUGAAAACUGAAUAUAGGCCAUUGUAUUUAGAAAUCAGGUCAUGUCUAACUUUUUCCAGAGCCAAGUGAGUGGUAAAGAUGGAAGACAGUUUGCUAAUGAGGUUUGCCAGUGAAGGGAAAGCAAGAAGAAGUACUUGAGGAAAAGAAUGCUAAUUUAGUACUUGGACUUUUUUGUGAUUAGGCUGAGGAGAUUGAAGAUAGGAGAGUCAAGGAAUAAUUAAUAGAACGUGGUCUCAGAUGAAGCAGGAAGAGGUGAGAUCAAGAGCAGCUAGUUAGGGGAUUAACUCUGGAAAAGAAUAGAUAUCCAUUCUAUCUCAGAAAGUUACGUGGUGUGUACAGGUGAGAAUUAGGUGGGAUUGGAUAUGGAGGAAAAAUGAGAAGUCAUAUCUGAGGACUUUUUCUGGUAUGAAGUAAAAAGACUUGGUUACUUUUUGAACAUGGAAUUGAAGGAGUUGGGCUGGGGACGUGAGGAGAUUGAUGUAAGUUUGUUACAAAUACUGUGGGACAAUUAGAGAAGUGUUUCAGGAUCAGUGGAAGAAUGCUGAGUAGCAUCAGGGACUCAUCUGAGAUUGGAACUCAUAAAUUUGUAAUCAGCAUGAAUUUAUAGUUUUCUCUGGCAGUAUUCUGCAGCCAGGAACAAAGCAAAGACAGAUUGUAUUGAAGAUGGAUGAGAGAAAGAGAGAACUGAAGAUGGAAAGGAGACUGUUGAAGUAAUUGACCAUGGAAUCCAGGCUGUCUAGAGGAGCUGGUAAAGCAGAACUGAGCUGAGACCCAAACAGUAGGGAGUGGUAUAGAGUUGAGUGGCGAUUUUAUGCAAUGGCUUCAAGCCACAGUUCUUCACCAGUGCCUCAAGGAAGCAGCAGUGAUGUUUUCUUUAAAAAAGAGGUGGAUUCAACAAAACACAUUCGAAAUGUGCAGUCACUGCCAGAUGUGUGUCCCAAGGAACCCACGGGUGAUACAAAUAGCUUAUGUGUUGCCCCAUCUCUAGUUACAGAUCAACAUAGAUGGACUAUAUAUCAUUCCAAAGUAAAUCUUCCAGCAGCGCUAAAUGAUCCUAGAUUAGCAAAAAGAGAAUCUGACUUCUUCACAAAAACAUGGGGAUUGGACUUUGUGGACACCGAAGUCAUGCCUUCAUUCUACCUCCCACAGAUCAGCAAGGAACAUUUUACAGCAUAUCAGCAAGAAAUCUCUCAGAGAGAGAAGAUUCAUGAGAGAUGCAAGAAUAUUUGUCCUCCUAAAGAUACCUUUGACAGGACUCUCUUACAUACUCAUGAUAAAUCCAGGACAGAUCUGGAGCAAGUACCUAAGAUUUUUAUGAAACCAGAUUUUGCCUUGGACGAUUCCUUAACUUUUAAUUCAGUUUUACCAUGGUCUCAUUUUAAUACUGCUGGUGGGAAAGGAAACCGCGAUGCAGCUUCCUCAAAGUUGCUUCAAGAAAAGCUGAGCCAUUAUCUGGAUAUAGUGGAAGUAAACAUUGCUCACCAGAUCUCUCUGCGUUCAGAAGCAUUUUUUCAUGCAAUGACCUCUCAACACGAAUUGCAGGACUACCUCAAGAAAACUUCCCAGGCUGUAAAAAUGCUUCGAGAUAAAAUUGCACAGAUUGAUAAAGUAAUGUGUGAAGGAUCACUACACAUUUUAAGACUGGCACUUACCAGAAAUAAUUGUGUUAAAGUGUACAAUAAACUGAAGUUAAUGGCCACUGUACACCAGACUCAGCCUACUGUACAGGUGUUGUUAUCUACUUCUGAAUUUGUUGGAGCGUUGGACUUAAUAGCAACAACACAAGAGGUUCUACAACAGGAACUUCAGGGCAUUCACAGUUUCCGGCAUUUGGGAUCACAGCUUUGUGAAUUAGAAAAACUAAUAGAUAAAAUGAUGAUUGCAGAAUUUUCUACUUACUCUCACAGUGACUUAAAUAGACCCCUGGAAGAUGACUGUCAAAUUUUAGAAGAGGAAAGACUAGUGUCUCUUGUAUUUGGACUUUUAAAGCAGAGAAAACUCAAUUUUUUAGAAAUCUAUGGUGAAGAAAUGAUUAUUACAGCAAAGAAUAUCAUAAAACAGUGUGUGAUUAAUAAAGUUUCACAAAUAGAAGAAGUAGAUACUGAUGUUGCUAUGAAGCUUGCAGAUCAGGUGAGAAUGUUAAAUUUUCCCCAGUGGUUUGAUCUGCUGAAGGAUAUAUUCUCUAAAUUUAUAAUUUUCCUACAAAGAGUUAAGGCAACGUUAAAUAUCAUUCAUAGUGUUGUGCUCUCAGUUCUUGACAAAAACCAAAGGACUAGAGAAUUGGAGGAAAUUUCACAACAGAAGAAUGCUGCAAAGGACAAUUCAUUGGACACAGAGGUGGCUUAUUUAAUCCACGAGGGCAUGUUUAUAAGUGACGCAUUCACUGAGGGUGAAUUAACACCUACAGCAGUCGACACUACCUCUCAAAGAAACGCAUCUCCAAAUAGUGAGCCCUGCAGCAGUGAUUCGGUGUCCGAACCAGAAUGUACCACUGAUUCUUCAUCCAGCAAAGAGCAGACAUCAUCAUCGGUUACUCCAGGAGGCGUGGAUAUGAUGGUCGGUGAGGACAUGAAGUUAACUGACUUGGAGCUAGGAAAACUGGCAAAUAGUAUCCAGGAGUUACUUUUUAAUGCUUCAGACAUAUGCCAUGAUCGAGCGGUCAAAUUUCUCAUGUCAAGAGCAAAGGAUGGUUUUCUUGAGAAGCUAAAUUCCACGGAGUUCAUAACACUUUCUAGAUUAAUGGAAACAUUCAUUUUAGACACUGAACAAAUCUGUGGAAGAAAAAGCAUGUCAUUACUUGGAGCACUCCAGAGCCAAGCUAAUAAAUUUGUAAAUAGGUUUCACGAAGAGAGAAAAACCAAGCUCAGCCUCCUCUUAGACAAUGAGCGCUGGAAGCAAGCUGAUGUCCCUGCAGAAUUUCAGGACCUUGUUGAUUCUGUAUCAGAUGGAAGGAUUGCUUUACCUGAAAAGAAACCAGGGGCUACAGAAGAAAGGAGACCAGCUGAAGUUCUCGUUGUUGAGGGACAACAGUAUGCUGUUGUUGGUACUGUAUUGCUGUUAAUAAGAAUUAUUCUUGAAUAUUGCCAGUGUGUGGAUAACAUCCCAUCGGUUACUACUGACAUGCUUACUCGUCUGUCAGAUUUAUUGAAGUAUUUCAAUUCAAGAAGUUGCCAGUUAGUUCUGGGAGCUGGUGCAUUGCAAGUUGUUGGACUAAAAACAAUAACUACAAAAAAUUUGGCUCUUUCUUCACGCUGUUUGCAGUUAAUUGUGCACUACAUUCCUGUGAUCCGGGCUCAUUUUGAAGCUCGACUGCAGCCUAAGCAAUAUAGCAUGCUUAGGCAUUUUGAUCAUAUCACUAAGGACUACCAUGACCACAUAGCUGAAAUAUCAGCUAAGCUUGUAGCGAUAAUGGACAGCUUAUUUGACAAGCUAUUAUCUAAGUAUGAGGUGAAAGCUCCUGUCCCUUCUGCCUGCUUCAGGAAUAUUUGUAAGCAAAUGGCAAAAAUGCAUGAAGCUAUAGUUGAUCUCCUUCCGGAAGAACAAACACAGAUGUUAUUUUUAAGAAUUAAUGCAAGCUACAAACUACACUUGAAAAAGCAGUUAUCUCACUUAAAUGUGAUUAAUGAUGGAGGACCUCAAAAUGGGUUGGUCACAGCAGAUGUAGCCUUUUACACUGGAAAUCUUCAAGCCUUAAAAGGCCUUAAAGAUUUGGACCUAAAUAUGGCUGAGAUCUGGGAACAGAAGAGGUGAUGAUGUACUAUAAAACUGAGUAGUUCAUCUGGCCAUGGGAUAUAUAGGUUUAUGAAGAAGAUCUGGAUGCCUGUGAUUCGAGAACUGAACCUGGAACCCGAAGUGAACUGCGGUGGGGGAGGGGAAAGCAAAGUGUCAGUGUUGGGAAACUGGAUUCAGUGGGAUCUACGGGGAAGGCCAUUUCUGUGCGUCCUUCAGUGAGGAGUAACUGAUCAGGUGUCUAUAACAUUUUUCAUUCUCUCUGGAAACAGACUCAGGUUUCUUUGGACCAAAUCCAAAAGAACACAUAGCUGUAACACAGCUGUAGUUGACUAGAAUGCUCUGUAUACUUUAUAUUAAAAAAAAUGCUUUGCAUUUCUUCCAGUGCAAUGAAAUUCAUACGGUGUCCCACCUUAUUUAAUGAUGGUACAAUUUCAAAUAUUAAAAUCUUAGUCAACCUCUGUAGAAAGUUUUCUCUAUAAAAGUAAAGCUGUUUGAAAAAUUAUUUUUUUACAGAUCUUUCUAUAAAAAAUAAACAUCUUUUGAUUGCUUGGAUUUAGGAAUUCAGUUUUUGUUUCAGUGACCAAUGUCAAGUUCCAGCUGUGUGUGCCACGCAUCCCAUCUUUCUCCCACCACCACACGUUGGCUGGGGAAAGCCCUCCAGAAAGUCUCAACACUUGAAAGACUGAUUCCAAGUAAUAAUUAAAGACUAAGAUACUGGCAUACAUUUAGGCAACUGCUAAAUUUAAAUACUUUUCAGAAGUGGUCUGUGAAAGGCUACAGUUCAAUAGCUGUAUUUUUAUAAAGUAUCUAUGAAGGUUUUUUCUUUUGCCUUUUUCUAGCAGAGGUAAGAAUACAUGUUGAUCUAAUUUGCCUUCUUACGAGUUCUAACAUUUAGGUAACAUAUGAAGUAUGGCCCCCUUGGGUUCUUGUUUUUAAGUUAUUUUUGAUGUGUAUAUGAACGGAGACCAGGGAGAAACAGAGCUUUUAAAACACAGGCUGCUGCGUUGGGGCCAGAAUGACAAGGUGACGGGUUAAGUAAGUUGUUUAAAGACUUUUAUAGUUUCUACCUUCAAAAGCAGAAUCAGCAGCACUCUACAAAUGAAAGUGCCUGGGCCUCACCUCACGCCUAACCCUGUCAGAGUGCCUCAACUGGUGGUGAUGAUGUACAAUGAAAGAGUCUUAUUUUGUGCUCUUCAGUUUCCUAAAAGGAAAGCCUGUUUUUGUUCCUUUAUCAUUACAAAGGUGUGUCAUUGGUUCUUAAACUGUCUGUCUAAAAUAAAGCUAUAAAAAAUUA